AUGGCCGACAAACUCCGCACGAUCCAAAACCUCGAGGCGAUGCAAGCGCGCUACAUCGGUACGGGCCACGCCGACACGACGAAAUACGAAUGGGUGUCGAACAUUGUCCGGGAUAGUUACGCCUCGUAUAUCGGUCAUCCGCCUAUGUUGUCGUAUAUGGCGCUGGGAAUGGGCGAGUCCAAGGAGAAGGUCAGGGCCGCGAUGAUUGAGAAGAUGGUUAGAGGGGCGGGGAAUCCGCCGGAGGUUGGUUAUCCUUAUUUUUCUUUCUUGGUUUUGGUUAUGUGGAUGGGGCUGAUGAUGUGA
Messenger RNA from Aspergillus niger, 303 nucleotides. RefSeq lists its product as uncharacterized. Gene Ontology annotation, biological process: mRNA splicing, via spliceosome. Gene Ontology annotation, cellular component: precatalytic spliceosome; U2 snRNP. The record is from RefSeq and is a predicted model, not a curated record. The coding region runs from base 1 to 303 and encodes 100 amino acids. The transcript has a single exon. NCBI's taxonomy places the organism in Eukaryota, Fungi, Ascomycota, Eurotiomycetes, Eurotiales, Aspergillaceae.